UUCAAACCCACCCGAUGACGAGUCCCUCUCCUCUCUCCUCUUAGGUGAAGAAGACACUUGGAGUCCUUUUCUUCCUGCUCCUGCUCCUCUUUCUAUUCGCUCCUUGUGGUGUAUCAUCUCGUGCUCUCUUUUUUUUUUCCCUUUUCCUACUUUUCCUCUUUUCACUCCUUCCUCGACUCUCUUCGUUCUCAUUCGGUUGCACCAUUAUCUACACUCGUUUGCCUUACAAUUGGCGCUGUCAUAUACUUGUUGACCUAUCUGAAUACUAACCACCUAAAGGUACUAGUCCGUCCCCUUGCAGUCGGCCCUCCUGUCGAUUAUCGUGACGUGAUAACGUUUCUCCCCUGCACCAUCCAUCCGUGGAACCCCCGAGUCGAGGCUACAAAUAGACACUCGCUUUCUCGCGACUCCCUUCCCCGCCUUUUCUUGCAUGUGAAGGCUGCUCGUUGCUGUUUCCUGGUGCAAAUCGCACCCUAAUCCCCCCCCCCCAAUAUGGCGCCCUCGUCUCAUCAAUCGAAACGAUUCAUCUCCGUGAUAGCAGCCACUUUGGUUGCGCUCGCCUGUGGCACAAAUUAUGCAUACUCCGCAUGGGCGCCUCAGUUCGCGCAACGGAUGAAGAUCUCAGCAACCGAAAGCAACUUCAUUGGUGCUGCAGGAAAUCUGGGCAUGUAUGCGUCAGGCAUCCCGUUAGGCCUGUUGACCGAUGCUCGGGGCCCCCGUCUGACAACUUUCCUGGGAGCCAUCGCCCUGGGCUUGGGCUAUUAUCCCAUCUAUCUGGCUUAUGAGGGGGGACCAGGCUCUCUCGGCACCUUUUUCUUGUCCUUCUUCAGCUUCUUGACAGGCCUCGGCAGUUGUUCCGCGUUUUCGGCCUCUAUCAAAACUUCCGCGUCGAACUUCCCCGAGCACCGGGGAACGGCAACUGCGUUUCCUUUGGCCGCCUUUGGCCUAAGCGCCUUUUUCUGGUCGACAAUAUCUACCGUUCUCUUCAAGGAUGACACCGGUCGUUUCCUUCUUCUGUUGGCUUUGGGAACAUGUAUCCUGAACUUCAUCUCCAUUCCCUUCCUCCGAAUACUUUCCCCCGCCGACCCGUACAUGCCGCUCGGCCGAGACCGAUCACCUGGGGUGGAAUCACGUCGACUGCGCAACACGAGGUCCACCGAGCUGCCACCGGGCCAUGAAGAUUCUGAUGAAGCAGGUACGCAAAGAUAUAACAUCUCUGGACCCCACCCCCCGGUCCAUUCCAGGUCGCAAUCGAACGCGUCGAACCCUCCAGCCCCCAGCCACAACCCCGAUGUUAACGAGACGUCUUCCCUGGUACCCAAAGACCCUUUCAGAACAUCGCACGAAUCCGUACCUGAGCAUGAAGGGGAGGAGAUUGAGGAUGAUGCCAUGUCUGAUGUUACCCCUGACUCACCUCAUCCAGACGUUAGAGGCUUGGCGAUGCUAUCGAGGGUCGAGUUCUGGCAGCUCUUCCUCACAAUGGCGCUCUUGUCUGGCAUUGGCCUGAUGACCAUCAAUAACAUCGGAAACAGCGCCAAGGCGCUUUGGAAAUAUUACGAUGACAGCGCAAGUUCGAAGUUUAUUCAGCAGCGACAGGUGAUGCAUGUUUCGAUCUUGUCUUUCGGCAACUUCAUCGGUCGUCUUUUGAGUGGGAUCGGCUCCGACCUGCUUGUCAAGAAACUGAACAUGUCCCGAUUUUGGUGCUUGUUCAUAUCGGCUCUGGUCUUCACAAUCACCCAGCUCGCCGGGUCAUCGAUCUCCAAUCCCCGCCAGCUGGCCAUCGUCUCGGGGUUCACGGGGAUCGCCUACGGCUUUCUCUUUGGCGUGUUCCCCUCCCUUGUCGCCCACAAUUUUGGCAUCAACGGCCUCUCGCAGAACUGGGGCGUCAUGACUCUUGCCCCGGUUUUCAGCGGUAACGUGUUCAACCUUCUCUACGGCCACACGUACGACCGUCACUCUGUCGUUGGUCCAGACGGCGACCGGGAAUGUCCUGAUGGACUGGCCUGCUAUCAGGCUGCCUACUACACUACCUUUGUCUCAGGUGUGGCCGGACUAGCCGUGUGCCUGUGGACUAUUCUGCGCGAGAAACGCAUCCACGGCGCAAUGCGGAAGAAGCUCGAGCAUGAUCGACUUGCUUGAGUGAUCAACCGUGUUGUACUACCCCUGCCGCCCCCGUCACAUCCCAGGCACCCAAAUUGACCGUAAUAGCUUUUUGACAAAGCUAUUUACACCGCUCGUUUCAUCCACUGUCACAGCUGCCAAUCCUUCACUUUUUGCGUAUAUAAUACCCAGGAGUCAAGUAUGUCUGUUCUUUUUCUAUACGGUAAAUUCAAGUUUAUAGUAUGAUUGUCGAGGCAGGUCCAGGUUCGAUGAACUUUUGAAUAGGGUGUUCACCAUAGAGUUGCCGUGCAGUAUAGACUAG
Molecule: messenger RNA, 2422 nt
Organism: Aspergillus homomorphus CBS 101889
Lineage: Eukaryota; Fungi; Ascomycota; Eurotiomycetes; Eurotiales; Aspergillaceae
Product: putative MFS transporter
Exons: 8
Coding region: 493-2139 (548 amino acids)
Biological process (GO): transmembrane transport
Cellular component (GO): membrane
Molecular function (GO): transmembrane transporter activity
Source: RefSeq, a predicted model, not a curated record